Tetrahymena thermophila SB210 is the source of this 3669-nucleotide messenger RNA. RefSeq names its product kinase domain protein. The transcript is spliced from 23 exons. Lineage: Eukaryota; Ciliophora; Oligohymenophorea; Hymenostomatida; Tetrahymenidae. The record is from RefSeq and is a predicted model, not a curated record. Gene Ontology annotation, biological process: activation of GTPase activity; protein phosphorylation; nucleocytoplasmic transport. Gene Ontology annotation, cellular component: perinuclear region of cytoplasm; cytosol; nucleus. Gene Ontology annotation, molecular function: small GTPase binding; protein kinase activity; GTPase activator activity.
UUAAUAAAAAUCAAUAUAAAUCAAUUUAAGUAAAUUAAAAGUAAAAGAAAGAUAGAAAUAAUGGAGUAAAUAAAAGUUACAGAUUUGUAAAAUUGCUAUAAUAAGAUCUAAAUGAUACAUAAGGAAGCAAUAGAUAACUUUUUAAAAACGCAUAACUAUGAAUUCUAAAAAGUUAUAAUGAAUAAUCGCUUAUCAUUUGUAGUUCAAGCUUAAUCCUUGAUUGAUCAUAAUAUAGUAGCAAUUGAAAUACUUAAUAAUGAUUAAAUGUAGGAAUUAAAUGAUAAAAAGCUUGAGAAAUGCAUAUAAAUUUUAGAAAAAUUCAAUGAUGAGAAAUAUUUUCUUUAAUUUAAAGAAUCCAUUUAAGAUUUGGAGUAUGGAUUUGUCGCUAUUGUCACUUAGGUCUAUGAAAAAAAUCUAGCUUUUAUCCUCGAGAACAAUAAACUUACAAUGAAAUAGAUAUACGCUUUAACAUAUUAGCUAUUAAGAGGAGUGCUUUUGUUGGAAGUGCAAGGAAUUGUGAUAAAAGAUAUUUAGCCAUAAAAUAUUCUAUUUAGCUCUUCUAAAAAUGAAUUUUUACUAUCUUAUCAUAGAUUUUUUAAAUUUGUAGAAAGCUCUGAAAGAGAAUAUUAAAAAAGAAAUUUGAAUUAUCUAUCUCCUUAAGUUAUUGAUAAAAUAAAACCAUAUUCAACUUCAGAUGAUAUUUAUUCUAUAGGAGUAAUUAUUCUAGAAGCAUUGCUUUAAAGGAAGCUUUAAGGUAUGGAGUAUUUAUAGCUUAAAAGUCAAAAUUUGCUAAGUGUCCUUCCUGAACUUUUAAGUCAUGAAGGCCAAGAAUUUAUUACAAAUAUUUUAUGUAGGAUGGUAGAUCCAGAUUCAAACAAAAUAAGUUAACCUAUGGCCUUAUUAUAAGAAUUAAAUAAAUUUGAAGUAGACUAAAAAUAACUAAAAUUCCCAAAUUUGUAGGAUAUUGCUUAAAGCUAAGAAGAAAUUAGAUAAGAUUUAUAGCAAAUAGAACCAACAGAAAAUGAAGUUCAAAUUAAAUAAUAAAAAUUAUUACAGGAAGGUAAGAGGUUUGAAGAAUAAAUUGAAAUUGAAGAACAAAAUUUAUUGUAAGAUUACAGCAAUAUGAUAAAACCUAAUUAAUAAUCUAACUAAGCAGAAAUAGAUUAAAAUCAAACAGCCAAAUAAGCAAUAUAAUUAGAAAAAUAAAAUAUAGAAAAUUAAUAAGCUGAAAACCUGAUAUCUUAAGUCUAGGAUUAUAAACUAAAAUCGAAUAUUUAAAACUAAAUAUAAGAUUAAGAUUUAUCAAAGAAUUUUAGUGAUUAAAAUGAAUAAAAACAAAUUGAAUGUAUUGAGAUUAAUGAUGAUAGUUAAGAUUUAGAAUUAAUUUCAAUAGAUUAAGAACCUGAUUAGAUUGAAAGUAAAAAUUAAUUAAUCUAAAACUAGAAUUAACAAGUUUAAAACAUAGUUUAAACCAAUUCAAAUAAUGAAAGUCUUUUAAAAACAAAUCAAAAAGAAAAAGAUAAUGAUAAUUUAGCUUAAGAGGAUAUUAGUUAAUUUCAGUAAUAAAAAAUGACAAAUUCAUUUUUAUUUCAUUCUCUUCCAGAAAGUAAAAUUCAUCAAAAAAAUCAAGAAAAUGACGAAUAAUCAUUACAAAUUAACUUAAUUGAAGAUUAGCCAAUAUCUCCACUUGAAAUUUAAAAUAUAGCAAGUAAAUAAUUAUAGGAAACUAAUUAAAGCUUAAAUUUAGAAGCAUAAUAAGCUAAUCAAAUUCAAAAUAUUGAAUAAGGAGAUAAUUAAAUUUCGCAAUAAGAUAUAAAUAGUAAUAAUGAAUUGCUUCAAUAAAGUAGUAAUUUGUAAUAACAAUAAUAGAAUGAAAAUAAUAUGUAAGAAGAUUAUUCACAAUAAGAAGUUUACUAACUAAAUUAAAUACCAUCUGCAAUUGAAGAUUAAAUAGAUGAAAUAAAUAUUGAGAAGUAAAUAAAAAUUGACAAUAAAGCAGAUAUAAACAAAUCGGUAAAUUAUGAAGUAGUUCAUUUCGAUUUCAGAUAAAAUAGAAUUGAUUAUGAAGUUGUACAAACCCUUGGAAAAAUUUUAUAAAGAUGCUAAAAAAUGACUUAAUUGCAUCUAAAUUUUGAUGCAACAAACGCUCACAUUAAAAACAUAGGAUACCCUUUAAAAAUAUAAGAUGUACAUAAAAUUGGAGAUAAAGGUAUUUCUGAAAUAACUAAGGCCUUAUAAGAAUGCGUUAAUUUAAAAUCGUUGGAGAUUAAUUUAAGUGACAAUAAUAUUGGAAACUAAGGUGUGUAAUGUUUAUAAUAUUAUUUAUAAUAAUCUUAAAACAUAGUUUCUUUAAGUCUUAACUUAAGCUAUAAUCAAAUAAAUUAAGGGGUUUGCUAAUUAGCUUAUGCUUUAUCUAAAUGUUAAAAUUUAGUUGAUUUAGAGCUCAUUUUAAGAAAUACUGAAAUCAAAUUGGAAAAUUUGAAAAAUAUUUAUAAAGAUUUAGAAAAAUUAACAAAUAUUGAAAAAUUAAACUUGGAUAUCAGCAAAACUUAUUAGUAAAAUGAAAUAAAACUAAAUCUUAAUGAUUUAUCAUUAAUCUAUAAGUGCGAAAAAUUAAAUACUUUAAGCCUAAAUUAUGAUUAUAAUACAUUUUCUCUUCAUGCUGAACAUAAAUAUAUGAUGGGUAUAGAUAAAUGUACAAAUUUAGUCUCUUUCUCUUUAUCUCUCUCGUCUGUAUUUAUACUUAAGUAUAUUAACACUUAAAAUCAAAAUUAUGUGCUAAAGAUAAUAUAAUCUUUAUGUGUUGGAAUUCAAAAAAUGAUAUCUCUCUCUUCGCUUUCGCUUGAUCUUAGUUGUAAUAAUUUACAAAUUGAGUAAAUUAAUGCAAUAUUGGAGACUGUAAAAAAAUGCUAGAAUAUAAAAACUUUGAGUCUUAACCUGAGAUAAAAUAAGGUUGAUGAUAACGGCAUAAAAUAAAUCGGAAUAUGCUUAAAAUAAUGUCAAAACAUUAAUAAUCUAGAACUCAAUCUAUAGUAAACUAUUUCUAUAAAAAAUUAAAAAUAAGGUUACUAGUGUCUUGAAGAUUUUUUAUUUAGUUUAUCUUAGUGUAUCAAUUUGAAUCACCUUGACAUUAAUUUUAGUGAAAAUAAUAUUGGUAGUUCUGUAGCAAAUUUGAUUGGGAAUAACAUAUAAAAAUUAAAAAAUUUGAAGAGUUUAAGCUUGAAUCUAGAAUCAAACAAAAUAGGGAUAGAAGGUGCAAAAAGCAUAGCCCUUAUAUAAAAAAAUUGUUUAAAUCUCACCAAAUUAGAACUUUUUUUCAGUAAAAAUAAGUUAAAAGUCGAUUAAGUAAAAGAAAUAACUUAAGAUUUUACUGGUAUGGUUAAUUUAAUUUUAGAUGAAAGGAAUAUGGCUGACGAAAAAGGAGUUUGCAAUACUGGAGCUAUUUUUUUGCGUUAGAAUAUUCAAGAACCUGAUUUACUCUUAGAGGGAAACAAUUUUAAUAAAAUAGGGAUUGAUUAUAUUUUUGAACAUUUUAAAAAUUGCAAAACUUUAGCUUCUAUUUAUUUCGAUCAAAAUGAUGAUUAAAAAAUGACUGAGAUAGAUAAAAAGAACUUUUAAUAAUUAUUGUUAAAAUAGUUCUAAGUAUUAAAGGCAAUAAUUAUUAUUUGA